AGCCAGAUUCCGGCUCUGGCGCAGUUGUUGGGUGAUGUUCGCCCCGAAAUCUGAUUAAUUGGAGAUUUGGAGUUUGAUUUUUCUCCCUUGGUCCAUCAAGAGCUUUGCAGAGAGUCCUCUCUCUAGCAAGGCUCCGGGAAAAAAAUCCGCCCCCGAGAAGCUCCGCCCAGGAGAUACAAGACGGCUCCGCCCAGGGAACCCAGCUCGACUACUCUUCUCCAGAGAACCUACCCUGCUUCGGUGACAGCCCAGCCCUCCGCGGCCGGUCCCCGGGAGGUCCCGCCCCUGUGCCGGCCUUCACCCGGACUGCGCUCCUCCAGUCUGCUGCUACAGUCUGCAGGCACAGCGGCCUCCUCGCGUUCCUCAAUCCAUUUUGACCUACCCGAGUCUCUGCUUCCCCUGCAGCAUCUGCAAGAAUCAUGGCAACAAAUCCUGAUGCUGCUUUUGAGACCCUCAUGAAUGGAGUGACCAGCUGGGAUCUUCCCAAAGAAUCCAUUCCUAGUGAACUCCUCCUUAUUGGGGAGGCUGCCUUCCCAGUGAUGGUGAAUGACAAGGGCCAGGUGCUCAUUGCUGCCUCUUCCUAUGGCCGAGGCCGCCUGGUUGUCGUAUCCCAUGAGGGCUACCUGCUGCAUGCUGGCUUGGCCCCAUUUCUUGUCAAUGCAGUGAACUGGCUCUGCCCCUCGCCAGGGGCUCCCAUCACAGUGCAUUCCUCCUUGGCAUCACUGGUAAACAUCCUAGGUGACUCUGGUCUAGAAGCACUGGUUCAGUCUGAGCCUGGAGAGGCUCUGGGUGUUUACUGCACUGAUGCCUACAAUGACAGUUUGACUGAGAAGCUGGUCCAGUUUGUGAAGCGCGGUGGGGGCUUGCUCAUCGGGGGCCAGGCCUGGUAUUGGGCCAGUCAACAUGGCCAUGACAAAGUGCUGUCCAGUUUCCCCGGGAACCAGGUGACAAGUGUGGCUGGCGUGUACUUCACAGAUGUCUAUGGAGAUAGAGACAGAUUCAAGGUCUCUAAGAAGGUACCCAAGAUCCCACUCCACCUCAGGUGUUGGGAGGAGAUUGAGCGUGACCAGGAGCAGCUUCUGGAUGGCAUCUCUGAGUUGGACAUCAAGACUGGAGGUGUCCCCUCACAGCUGUUGGUGCAUGGGUCCCUGGCCUUCCCUCUGGGACUCAAUUCCUCCCUUGGCUGCUUCCUAGCAGCUGCCCACUAUGGCCGUGGUCGUGUGGUAUUGGCUGCCCACGAGGCCAUGCUCUCAGCUCCUAAGAUGGAGCCCUUUUUGUUCAAUGCUGUACGUUGGUUGGCUAGAGAUCAGAAGGACAAAAUUGGGGUGAACAAAAGUCUAAAGAAUCUGCAUUCCUUAUUGUUGGAUCAUGGCUUGAAUUGCAGUCUGGAGUCCCAUUUGACCAAUGACAUGUGUGUCUACUGCUGUGGGGCUUAUAGUGACCAGGAUGCCAAGAAAAUACAGGAGUUUGUUGCUGAGGGUGGGGGGUUGCUCAUUGGUGGUCAGUCCUGGUGGUGGGCUUCGCAAAAUACAGGCAGUUCUGCUUUGGCUGGUUUCCCUGGAAAUAUCAUCCUCAACCCAUUUGGCCUCAGCAUCCUGCCUCGUACCCUCAGCCCAGGCUCUUUCCCUGUUCUUCCUACAGAGAUAAGGAACUAUCACUUUCGCAGGGCUCUCUCUAAGUUCCAGGCUGUGUUGAACCAAGAGGGUGGGGACUUGGAAAAGAAGUAUUUGGCAAGGUUGGGAGUAGAUGCUGCAGGCUUCCUCCAGAUUCCUGCACAGGGUGUUCCUGCUUAUACAUCUCUGCACCGGCUCCUGAGGAAGAUGCUUAGAAAGGCAGGCCUUCCAGCUGUGAGCAAGAAAAAUCCAGUUUCCAGUCACUCCUGUGAGGCUGCAAUGCUCCAUCUGGCCACAGAGCUGGCACAUUCUGGGACUGAUUGCUCCCAGCUAGCUGAGGGACAUGGCUCUCAGACAAGCUCCUCCAAUCUCUGCCCCUCGGAGCACCCCAUCACUGUGGAGAUCAAUGGAACCAAUCCAGGUGAUAGUGAUGCCUGGAUGAGCACUGGUCUCUACCUUCUGGGAGGACAAAGCGCAGAGGUCUCUCUCUCUGAAGCUGCUGCCUCUGCUGGCCUGAAGGUGCAGAUUGGAUGUCACACUGAUGACCUAAGCGAGGCCGAGAAGCUGUCUCGAGCUCCUGUGAUAACUUACCAGUGUUGUAUGGACAGAACCCAGCGGUCAGUCUCCUGCCUCUGGGGUGGUCUCCUGUACGUCGUUGUGCCCAAGGACUGUCAGGUGGGCUCUGUCUCUGUUACCAUCCAGAAAGCAGUGCCUGCCCCAUUCUACAAGCUAGGGAAGACAACCCUGGAGGAGUGGAAGAGCUGUAUCCAGGAUAACGUAGGCCCCUGGGGAGAACUGGCUACAGACAACAUCAUCCUGACAGUACCAACUGAAAACCUCAAGACUCUGGAGGACCCAGAGCCUCUGCUCCAGUUCUGGGAUGAGAUUAUGCAGGCUGUGGCGAGGCUGGCAGCCCAGCCCUUCCCUUUCCAAAGACCUGAGAGAAUCGUUGCUGAUGUGCAGAUCUCAGCUGGCUGGAUGCAUGCAGGGUACCCCAUCAUGUGCCAUCUGGAGUCUGUGCAGGAGCUCGUCAGUUUGGAAGACAUGAAAAGUAAGGGCCUGUGGGGACCCAUCCAUGAGCUGGGUCACAAUCAGCAGCGUCAUGGCUGGGAGUUCCCUCCCCACACCACCGAAGCCACCUGCAAUCUCUGGUCAGUCUAUGUGCAUGAGACAGUCCUGGGGAUUCCCAGGGCUCAGGCCCACCCUGCGUUGAAACCUAAAGAACGAGAAAUGAGGAUCAGAGACCAUCUUCAGAAGGGAGCACCUCUGGAUAACUGGCAUGUCUGGACAGCGCUGGAGACAUAUCUGCAGCUCCAGGAGACCUUUGGGUGGGAGCCAUUCAUCCAGCUCUUUGGUGAAUACCAAACCUUCUCUGAUCUCCCCAACAACAAUGAGAGCAAGAUGAACUUAUGGGUGAAGAAGUUCUCUGAAACCGUUCAGAAAAACCUGGUCCCUUUCUUUGAAGCCUGGGGCUGGCCUGUCCAGAAGAAAGUGGCUGAGAGCCUGGCACACCUGCCCUCCUGGCAGGAUCACCCCAUGAAGGUGUACAUGAGUGUGGAGAAGUAAGGGAUGUGGAGCAGGAGGGGCAGCGGUGGGGUGGGAUGAGAAAGGACCACA
This is a messenger RNA of Microtus oregoni (creeping vole), 3230 nucleotides long. Its product is annotated as TRPM8 channel-associated factor 2-like. Gene Ontology annotation, biological process: negative regulation of anion channel activity. The record is from RefSeq and is a predicted model, not a curated record. The transcript is spliced from 9 exons. Bases 420 to 3179 code for a protein of 919 amino acids. NCBI's taxonomy places the organism in Eukaryota, Metazoa, Chordata, Mammalia, Rodentia, Cricetidae.